AUGCCCCCUCCGGACUCGACAUACGUGCCCUUUGCUGGUAGAGAUGGUGGCUCACCGCAGAGACCAUGGACUCCCUCGUCAAGAGUCUCCGAGUUUUCUCGCCCCCCGCCCACCAACCUCUCAUUCGAGCCCUCUGAAUUGAACGGUAACCCACGGCCAGGCACGCCGUCUUCAAGAUAUGGCGGAAGCCCCAGGCGCCCUCUGCCUCCUGCACCUCUCUUCUCCAACCCGUCUCGCGACUCGCAGGCCUUUGCCGACGACGCUACCGUGACUAUUCCCCUCGACGAUGAUGGCGACGAUGUCUUUGGCCCUGGCUCCGACCUCAGCGACUCUCGUCCUCUGCCGAGCACUCGCGACUCCUUCCAGUCAGAGUCUCAGGACACGCUCAAUGACAAGGAUGAGGAGUAUUAUGAAAAGGUCGAGCGCUACGGACCCGCACCCGAUGGUGCCCAAGAGCGACGAGGUGUCCGCGCCCCUCAGAUGUCGCGAAAGGAAGUCCAGCUCAUCAAUGGUGAGCUGGUUCUCGAGUGCAAGAUUCCGACAAUUCUGUACAGUUUUCUCCCCCGACGUGACGAGGUUGAGUUUACGCACAUGAGAUACACCGCCGUCACUUGUGACCCAGAUGACUUUGUCGAGAGAGGGUACAAACUCAGACAAUCCAUUGGUCGCACCACACGUGAGACAGAACUCUUCAUCUGCAUCACCAUGUACAAUGAGGAUGAAAUUUGCUUUACGCGUACCAUGCACGCUGUCAUGAAGAAUAUUUCUCAUUUUUGCUCCCGUUCGCGUUCCCGAACUUGGGGUGAGACCGGCUGGCAUAAAAUUGUCGUCUGCGUCAUCUGCGACGGUCGACCCAAGAUCCAUCCGCGCACGCUUGAUGCCCUCGCUGCAAUGGGUGUUUUCCAGCACGGUAUCGCCAAGAACUUUGUCAACAACCGUGCCGUCCAAGCUCACGUGUAUGAAUACACUACGCAGGUGUCCCUCGAUGCGGAUCUCAAGUUCAAGGGUGCUGAGAAGGGCAUUGUCCCGUGCCAAAUGAUCUUCUGCCUCAAGGAAAAGAAUCGCGGCAAGCUCAACUCCCACAGAUGGUUCUUUAACGCCUUUGGUCGUGCUCUCAACCCUAAUAUUUGCAUUCUGCUCGAUGUUGGCACCCGUCCUGGCGGUAAUUCACUUUACCACCUUUGGAAAGCCUUUGAUACCGAUUCCAACGUGGCUGGCGCUUGUGGUGAAAUCAAGGCUAUGAAGGGCAAAUAUGGUUCCAGUCUUCUCAACCCCCUUGUUGCUUCUCAAAAUUUCGAGUACAAAAUGUCCAACAUUCUGGACAAACCUCUCGAGUCCGUUUUUGGCUACAUUACUGUACUUCCCGGCGCGCUAAGUGCCUACCGAUACCACGCUCUGCAAAACGAUGAGCAUGGUCACGGACCCCUCAGCCAGUACUUCAAGGGCGAAACCCUUCAUGGACAGCAUGCAGAUGUGUUUACCGCCAACAUGUAUCUGGCCGAAGAUCGUAUUCUAUGCUGGGAGCUGGUUGCCAAGAGAGGCGAGCGUUGGGUCCUGAAAUAUGUCAAGGGCUGCACUGGUGAAACUGAUGUCCCAGAUUCCGUCCCAGAAUUUAUCUCCCAACGUCGGCGAUGGCUCAACGGUGCUUUCUUUGCUGCCGUGUACUCUCUCGUCAACUUUCGCCAAAUUAUCCAUACUGACCACACCAUUGCGCGCAAAGUCUUGCUCUACAUGGAAUUCGUCUACCAGGCUUGCCAGCUCCUGUUUACUUACUUUUCUCUCGCCAAUUUCUACCUCACAUUUUACUUUGUCGCUGGUGGUUUGACGGAGAAGGAGGUCGAUCCAUUUGGGCACAAUAUCGGAACAGUCAUCUUCAUUAUCCUACGGUACACUUGUGUCUUGCUGAUUGCUACCCAAUUCAUCUUGUCCCUGGGCAAUCGACCACAGGGCGCAAAGAAGAUGUAUUUAGCCAGCAUGAUCAUCUACGCCGUAAUCAUGGCAUACACGACAUUUGCGGUCAUCUAUAUUGUGAUACGGCAACUGACAGACAAGACUAAUUUGCACAAGUUCAACAUUGGUAACAAUGUCUUUACCAAUUUGAUCGUGUCGCUGACCUCUACCGUCGGUUUAUACAUUCUCAUGUCACUGGUCUACUUGGAUCCCUGGCACAUGAUGACGUCGUCUUUGCAAUACUUUAUGCUUUUGCCCAGCUACAUUUGUACGCUGCAAGUGUACGCCUUUUGCAACACGCACGACAUUACAUGGGGUACCAAGGGCGACAAUGUUAUCAAGACGGAUCUCGGCGGUGCCGUUGGCAAGGGUCAAACGGUCGAGCUGGAGAUGCCCAGUGAACAGCUCGACAUUGACAGUGGCUACGAUGAGGCGCUCCGCAACCUCCGCGACCGUGUCGCCGUGGCGAAGCCCAGCAUUAGCGACUCACAGCUUCAAGAGGACUAUUACAAGAGCGUACGCACGUACAUGGUGGUGACGUGGAUGGUGGCCAACGGUAUCCUCGCCAUGGCCGUGUCGGAAAUCUACAGCAACAAAGGCAUUGGCGACAACUUUUACCUCCGCUUCAUCCUCUGGAGCGUGGCCGCGCUCGCCGUUUUCCGUGCCCUCGGAUCCACCACCUUUGCCAUUAUCAACCUCGUCAACACCGUCGUCGAGGGUCGCAUACGCAUGAGCCUCAAGGCGCCCAAGUGGAUGGGCGGCUUGGGCGACAAGAUGAGCGAGGCGGCUAGCAGCGUCGGCAGCAGCUUGAAGCGCUGA
This is a messenger RNA of Cordyceps militaris CM01, 2769 nucleotides long. Its product is annotated as chitin synthase A. The record is from RefSeq and is a predicted model, not a curated record. Gene Ontology annotation, molecular function: chitin synthase activity. The coding region runs from base 1 to 2769 and encodes 922 amino acids. The transcript has 2 exons. NCBI's taxonomy places the organism in Eukaryota, Fungi, Ascomycota, Sordariomycetes, Hypocreales, Cordycipitaceae. Gene Ontology annotation, cellular component: cell periphery; cell septum.